Messenger RNA from Juglans regia (Persian walnut), 744 nucleotides. RefSeq names its product early nodulin-20-like. Lineage: Eukaryota; Viridiplantae; Streptophyta; Magnoliopsida; Fagales; Juglandaceae. The transcript has a single exon. The coding region runs from base 51 to 512 and encodes 153 amino acids. The record is from RefSeq and is a predicted model, not a curated record.
UGCUACUCGGACGUAAACUCUUUAUUCACAACUCUCUCUCUCUCUCACCAAUGGCCCAAGCAAGCUUUGUGGUUCUGAUUUUGGCCUUGAUUGCGGGCGCCACAUUGGCUUUGUCUCCGGAUUCCACUCCGGCAUGGUCUCCAGCGAAACCACCCACUACUGCAAGUACUCCACCACCGUCGUCAUCGAUUCCUACUGCUCCAACACCGUCUCCAAAAGCGGAACCUCCGGCGUCGUCUCCAUCGGCCCAUUCUCCAUCUCCGAAGGCCGCUCCUAUUCUGCAGUCGCCACCUCCCCGUGAUGCGUCUCUUUCUCCUUCUCCUUCUCCUUCCUACUCCCCUUCUCCUCCUACACCGUCUACUACUACUCCGUUGCCGGCCAGUCCUCCCACAUCGAUCGCAUCUCCACCGUCUGAAGCGCCUUCCCCAGCACAAAGCGCCGCUGUCUCGAACAGAUUGGCCGUCUCUGGUUCCCUGGCCGUCGGUCUCUUCGCCGCCGCUUUCGUUGUUUAACUGUUAAGGCUGUUAUCUUUCUCUGCAUGCGCUGCAGUACUGGUUUAUUUUACAUCUAUUAGUAUUUAUUUAGCCUUCACUCUCCCUCUCUCUUGUCUUUCUCUCUAUCUCUCUGUCUGUCCGUCUUUUGAUGAUGCUUACCGUGACUAUGUUUUGAUUUGUAUGAUUUCAUAUCUCAGAAUGUAUUACUACUACGUACUAAUAUAUAUCAUGAUCUUAUUCAUGUCGUCAA